Neofelis nebulosa (Clouded leopard) is the source of this 2679-nucleotide messenger RNA. RefSeq names its product potassium calcium-activated channel subfamily N member 1 (gene KCNN1). Gene Ontology annotation, cellular component: plasma membrane; neuronal cell body; neuron projection. The coding region runs from base 77 to 2002 and encodes 641 amino acids. The transcript has 10 exons. The record is from RefSeq and is a predicted model, not a curated record. Gene Ontology annotation, molecular function: small conductance calcium-activated potassium channel activity; calmodulin binding. Gene Ontology annotation, biological process: potassium ion transmembrane transport. NCBI's taxonomy places the organism in Eukaryota, Metazoa, Chordata, Mammalia, Carnivora, Felidae.
CGUCGCACCGCCCCCUCCUCUCCCGGCCCGGGCGGGCGCUCGCCCCCGGCCGGGCCCGUGGACAGGGCGGCGGGGGAUGCACCCGCCGCCGCCCCCGGCCCGGCCGCCUCCGGGCCCCACGCCCGCCGGCUGCUGCCCGCCCCGUCCGCGGCCCCGGCCCCGGCCCCCACGCGAGGGUCUGCGGCCGCGCGGGACCCUCUCCCCUCCAGCUUCUUCUGCCCACGGGAGCCGAGCCCUGCAGGUCGGCACAGGAGCACGGUCACCGAGCCAUGCCGGGCCCCGGGUGGCCUACGGCGAGCCCAACCCCGGCACCCACAUAGUCAUGAACAGCCACAGCCACAAUGGCUGUGGGGGGCGGCCGCUGGGCAGCGGGCUGGGUGCCCUGGGCAGAGACCCUUCGGAGCCCGAGGCCGGCCACCCCCCCCAGCCCCCACAUGGCCCAGGCCUCCAGGUGGUGGUGGCCAAGAGCGAGCCAGCCCGGCCCUCACCCGGCAGUCCCCGGGGGCAGCCCCAGGACCAAGAAGAGGAGGAAGACGAUGAAGAGGACGAGGCAGGCAGGAGGAGGGACUUGGGGAAGACCCCAAACGUGGGCCACCGCCUGGGCCACCGGCGGGCGCUCUUCGAGAAGCGGAAGCGCCUCAGUGACUACGCCCUCAUCUUCGCCAUGUUUGGCAUUGUCGUCAUGGUGACCGAGACGGAGCUGUCCUGGGGGGUCUACACCAAGGAGUCCCUGUACUCGUUUGCACUGAAAUGCCUCAUCAGCCUCUCCACGGUCAUCCUGCUGGGCCUGGUGGUCCUCUACCACGCCAGGGAGAUCCAGCUGUUCAUGGUGGACAACGGGGCGGAUGACUGGCGCAUCGCCAUGACAUGCGAGCGCGUCUUCCUCAUCUCUCUGGAGCUGGCCGUGUGCGCCAUCCACCCGGUGCCGGGUCACUACCGCUUCACGUGGACGGCGCGGCUGGCCUUCACGUACGCGCCGUCGGCAGCCGAGGCUGACGUGGACGUGCUGCUGUCUGUCCCCAUGUUCCUGCGCCUCUAUCUGUUGGGCCGUGUCAUGCUGCUGCACAGCAAGAUAUUCACAGAUGCCUCCAGCCGCAGCAUCGGCGCCCUCAACAAGGUCACCUUCAACACACGCUUUGUCAUGAAGACACUCAUGACCAUCUGCCCGGGCACCGUGCUGCUCGUCUUCAGCAUCUCCUCCUGGAUCGUCGCCGCCUGGACGGUGCGGGUCUGUGAGAGGGCAGUGGAGGCAGCAGGAACAGGAUGCCCCCCGCCCCCCAUCUGCCUGUUUCCCCCACAAUUUAACCAGCUCUCCUUCUCCCCUCCGCCCGCCCCACCGGACUGUAGGGAAAACAUGUACCAUGACAAGCAGGAAGUGACCAGCAACUUUUUGGGGGCCAUGUGGCUCAUCUCCAUCACCUUCCUCUCCAUCGGCUAUGGCGACAUGGUGCCCCACACCUACUGCGGGAAGGGCGUGUGCCUGCUCACUGGCAUCAUGGGGGCCGGCUGCACAGCACUUGUGGUGGCCGUGGUGGCCCGGAAACUGGAGCUCACCAAGGCAGAGAAACACGUGCACAACUUCAUGAUGGACACUCAGCUCACCAAGCGGGUAAAAAAUGCCGCUGCUAACGUUCUCAGGGAGACGUGGCUCAUCUACAAACACACUAGGCUGGUGAAGAAGCCAGACCACGCCCGGGUUCGGAAACACCAGCGUAAGUUCCUCCAAGCCAUCCAUCAGCUCCGGAGUGUGAAGAUUGAGCAGGGGAAGCUGAAUGACCAGACCAACACUCUCGCCGACCUGGCCAAGGCAUAUCGACAUCCAAGCUCCAAAAUUCAAGAGAAAAUCAAAAUUCUUUUGCUACGGAUGGAAAUUCAAAUCCUAGCAGCAGCAGAGAGCUUCUUUGCACGGCAAUUAAACAUCUUUCAGGAAGUUAAAGCUGGUUGCAAGAGCUCUGUAAGAUCAGUUUAUGGCAUACACCAAUCUAUUUGUUGGUCUUAUUAGCAAGUCCUGCUCUUUGAAUAUUCAGCACACUGCUCUGAACCCCCUUCUGAGCAGUGGCAUGCCCUCCACGAUAGUUCAUGUGUGAACUCUGCUCAUUGGCUCCCUCCCCGAAUCAGUUUAAUUAGUCUGAGGUUAAUUUAAUAUUAUCUUCAGAAGAUGCUUAUAAGUCCCAUUCUGCUUCUUAUAAACCCAGAGCGUUUCGGACUCAUUCUCUUCAUCAUGGUCAAGAGAAUGCGAUAUAAUGUUAACCUACAUAAAUUUAAUUUGGAAAGAAACAUUAUGGAGGAAAAAACAUAUUCUAGAACCCUGAAGAAAUCAUUCCGUUGGUAGUAGAGAGAACAUAGUCCCAAAAGCAUAUGGAAAAUCCUUGCCAAACUAAUUUGAUGUCGGGUGAGAUAACGGCUAUAAAUACAUAUGAAAUGCCUUUGAGACACUAGAUAUUAUAAUUUGGAUUAUCUCUAUCACACUUCCUUCUGUUAGUACAGAUGACUGAAAUUUGAAUUUUUCAAAGUUAUUUAAACCUUGCAAUCACGGUAGUAUACUCUCCGAGUACAUUUAACAAAGCCUUCUUUGAAGGAAGGCUUUAAUUGGAUUGGAUCAUAUGGGUUCCUGAUUUUUUUUAAUUUAACAAGGUUAAGAUGUUUUCCAGUAUUAAACUUUAAUGCGCUCCUGCCCAA